CAACAAAAAGAGCUGAUGACGUCAGCUCUGUCAUGUGAUCAGCUGUGUCCAAUCACAGCUGAUUGCAUGGGACAUGUACACUGAUCAGCAGGGCACAUAUCAAUGCCACAUAUCAGUGCCUACCAGUGCACAUCAAUGCAACAUAUCAGUGCCCAUGUGAGCUGCCUUUCAGUGCCACCUAUCAGUGCCAGUCAGUGCCAUCUAUUAGUGCCAGUCAGUGCCGCCUGUCAGUGCCAUGCCCAUCAGUGCUGCCUAUCAGUGCCCAUCAGUGCAGCCUAUCAGUGCCCAUCACUGCAGCCUCAUUAGCGCACAUCAGUGAAGGAGAGAAAUCACUUAUUUACAAAAUUGUAUAA
Messenger RNA from Staurois parvus, 353 nucleotides. The record is from the annotation of a GenBank genome assembly. NCBI's taxonomy places the organism in Eukaryota, Metazoa, Chordata, Amphibia, Anura, Ranidae.